Odobenus rosmarus divergens (Pacific walrus) is the source of this 645-nucleotide messenger RNA. RefSeq lists its product as uncharacterized. The coding region runs from base 1 to 645 and encodes 214 amino acids. The record is from RefSeq and is a predicted model, not a curated record. Lineage: Eukaryota; Metazoa; Chordata; Mammalia; Carnivora; Odobenidae. The transcript has 4 exons.
AUGGCAGGCCUGAGGCACGGCCGACCCGCCUGCAUCAGGGCAGCGCUCAGCUCUGCCAGCGCCGGGGCCGGCUUCCGGAAGAGGCAGAGAACCACACUCCAUUGCUUCAAGGCCAAUCACAAAAAGAACCACAUGGACUUAAUUGAAGGUAUCUGGAGAGAGUCUGGGCCUCGAGGCCUCGGGGGGCUGCUGACUGCUGUGCAGUGGGGUCACACGGUGCUGGCUCCGUGCAGGAGUCCGGGAGAAGUUGGCUUAGAAGACCCUCUCUCAUCAAAAGCCCCAGACCCCCUCCUGGAAGCUACCAGCUGGGGCCCCACAUCCCCGGAGGCCAGUGACGUGGAUAUGCAGCCCGCUGAGGCCAGCAGCCCUGAGGCCCGAGGGCGGGCAGCCAGGCGCUCUGGGUCGCCGGAGGACUGGAGGAUGAUGGAGGACCGGUGGCCCAGGGCAGCCGGCCCCGUCGUCCCGGCCGCGGGGCCCCCGGAGCCUGGCAGACACGCGCAGGGCCGAGCCAGGGCGGCGCGGCCGCCUGCCAGACUUGGGAGUGAGAAGGACAAGGGGCCCAAGCUCACCCUCUCCAAGAGGAAACUGGAACUUUUACUUGCAGAGCCUGAGAAAAACAAGAGAAAGAAGCAGUAUGUGGCCUAG